Syngnathoides biaculeatus (alligator pipefish) is the source of this 7967-nucleotide messenger RNA. RefSeq names its product AT-rich interactive domain 2 (gene arid2). Gene Ontology annotation, biological process: regulation of DNA-templated transcription. The transcript is spliced from 22 exons. Gene Ontology annotation, cellular component: SWI/SNF superfamily-type complex. The coding region runs from base 1451 to 6373 and encodes 1640 amino acids. The record is from RefSeq and is a predicted model, not a curated record. Gene Ontology annotation, molecular function: DNA binding. Lineage: Eukaryota; Metazoa; Chordata; Actinopteri; Syngnathiformes; Syngnathidae.
UCCGGCAAAAUGACACAAACUGACCAAAUGAUGUACUAAAUUGCAAAUAUGACUUUAUUCAGUGUCCGUGCCAGCAACGUUUAGGGACAAGACAAAACAUUGAAACCAGUGUACUCACUUGUUGCCAAAUCAUACUUAUAAUUGGCUGUACUGUGCAAAUAUGUCAGUUAAAAACUGGGGUUAACUGGUUUGCUUACUACAUCAUGUCAACAAAGACUAAAUGACGAAAACUCGGUAUACUUACUUAUCUUGCCAAUCUAAGGUAGGACCUCAGGUUCGCAUUUACAAGUGUUUACCAUCUGUGCAAGUAGCCUGCCUCGCUCCGUACGUACAUGACAGUAAUAUUAAAACGCUGUCAAGUCGAUUUAUUUAAUCACUGACUAUCCGUCGCAUUAUUAUUAUAAUCAUGACAAGUCUGCUUUACAGGGGGGGGGGUUCUAAUUACGCCAUUAUUCCAAGAAUGUGGAAAGAAAAUAUCGGCUAAAUAGCACGUUAGCUUAAAACAUUAGCAAACAUUGCCCGUUCGUUGUUAGCGCUUAGAUUGACAAUUAAAUUAGCGUGUACAUUUGAACAUUAGGUGUUUAGUUAUUGAAUCAAAUAUCAGAAUGUAACUAGCGAAAUAUUAGGGGAGUUUGAGGCUGCGGUGGAAGAUGGUGGUUGGGAGAGCGUCGGGGUGUUGCGGGGGAAUUGUUUUAACGGCGCAUCGAAACGUUAUUUACUAUUUAGCCAGCAGUAAAACAAACCCAGUGGAUAACAGCGUAGUAGCUAAUGCGAUUAGUCCACAAAUCCUCACAGCGGCUCGUAGUCUCCUUGUGAAUGUUAGCACGCUAAGAUAGCAUGCUAGCUAGCACACGGCGAACCCGUGGGCUCCGAAUUCGAUCGACCGGCGUGGGGCGUCCGAACGGACGGCGGUCGAGGGGAGCUCUGGUGCGGUUUGCGAAAUAAAAAAAAAAAUGUGUGGGGGGGGGGGGGGUCAAGCGGACGCCGAGUUACGCGCAACCCAAACAGAACUUUCCUGACGUGUGUUAGUCAAUUCCUCAAAAUGGGGUCUGUUAACGUACGUCUCCGCCAUUUUGUGUGACAGUUUUUUUUUUUUUCCUCUCUCUUCUGUUGAAUAAAGGGGGUACGCGUAAUGGUUGAAUGUAACCCCCGUCAAGAAGAUACGUUCGGCGGUUACGCUCGAAAGGGGAUGCGGGGGAGGGCUUCAUUUUCGAGCAACCUCCCCUCCGCAUCGGGUGAACGUUUUUCGGUUGGCCACGAAGGGACGAGCCGCAAGUGUCUUUUGACAAAAACGCCAAAGCACUGACAUUACAAAUCUACACUUCGGAAACAAAGCUUGAAGAUACAAGUGAAAAACCUCGCGAAUGACUGAGCGCCGGCGGAGUAUGGGAUCCUUGGCGUCUUAGGAAGCGACUGAAGUGGGCUUUAACCGUUUUUGCAUGCAAAAACCAUGGCAAAUUCGACGGGCAAAAAUCUUCCAGCUCAGCGGAGGAAGGGACAGGCUUUCCUGGACGAGCUGCGGCAAUUUCACCAAAGCAGAGGAUCGCCGUUCAAGAAGAUUCCUAUCGUGGGUGGGAAAGAGCUGGAUCUGAACGCUCUCUAUUUCAGAGUCGUCUCUUUAGGCGGAUUUGCUAAGGUCUCUGACAAAAACCAAUGGAAUGAACUCGGGGAAGAGUUUAAUUUUCCAAGGAGUUGCUCCAACGCUGCAUUCGCUUUAAAACAGUACUACCUUCGAUAUUUGGAGAAGUAUGAGCGAGUCCACCAUUUCGGCGAGGAUGACGACGAAGCGCAGCCGGGGAACACCAAGACCUUCCUUCCAGUCGGCGCAAUUCCCACUUCGUACAACUACCAGCAACACGUUGUAUCAGACUAUCUCCGCCAAAGCUAUGGGCUGUCUACCGAUUUUAUUCCACCGUGUGACUACAACAAACUGGUGCUGUCUCUCCUAUCGGGCCUGCCCAACGAAGUGGACUUCGCUGUCAACGUUUGCACUCUGCUAUCCAACGAGAGCAAGCAUGCCAUGCAGCUGGACAAGGACCCCAAAUUGGUCACGUUGCUACUGGCCCACACUGGUGUCUUCGACGACUCACUAGGCAGCUUCUCCGGGGUGUUCGGUACUGACUGGAAGGCGAAAACAGCCCGAGAUUUUAUCAGGUUUUGGAAGGAGGUGGUGCAGGAUGCAGAAGUCAGGGAGCUGAUCUGGGACAAGAGCAGCACAGCACAAGAUGGUACAUCAGUAGCAGAACGCUGGCAGAGCCUCUUCCACCCGCCGCGGAAUCUGGGCAUUAGCGACAUGGAGGCCCAGCGGGUGCUGCAGGUCGCCGUCAUCCUGCGAAAUCUCUCCUUCGAGGAGGCCAACGUUAAGCUGCUGGCAGGCAAUCGAACGUGCCUGCGGUUCCUUUUACUCUGUGCUCACUGUAACCUCAUCUCACUCCGACAACUCGGGCUCGACACGCUGGGCAACGUGGCCGCUGAGCUCCAGCUUGAUCCGGUUGACUUUCGGAUGACCCAUCUGAUCUUUCACACCAUCACCAAAUGCUUAAUGUCUAGAGACAGGUUCCUGAAAAUGAGAGCCAUGGAGAUACUUGGCAACCUGAGCAAAGCGGAGGACAACGGCGUGCUCAUCUGUGAGUAUGUGGACCAGGACUCGUACAGGGAGGUAAUGAUGCUCCUCACCCUGCCUGACCUCAUGCUCCUCAUGGCCUCGUUGGAGGUGCUCUACCUGUUGGCUCAGCUAGGAGAGGUUCCCUGCAGCAAGAUUGCCUCUGUGGACCGUAGCAUAGACCUCCUCGUGAGGUUAGUAUCCGUCGACCUUCAUACGUUUGGACCAGAUGCCCUAACGGCGGUGCGGUUGAUAGAGCAUCAAGCCAAUGCCGAACAGGCUACAGAAGUUCGACCGCAGCUGGUCGAGCAGAUACCUGCGGCCGUGCAAGGAGCGCCAACUACCACAUCACGGGCUCCGGUACAGUCCACACAGCAUCCUCCUGGCAUAGUUGAACUCGAUGGAGAAAAAUUUACAUUGCAAUGGCUUAACGCACACUUCGAGACAAACGCUGAGGGAUCAGUGUCACGUUCGGACAUGUACUCAGAGUACCUGUCCACGUGCAGCAAAAUGGGACGAAGUAACAUCUUGAACUCCACCGGCUUCCUCAAAUGUCUACGGACUGUUUUUCCCAAUCAUACGAUGCGGCGGCAGGAGGAAACCAAAGCCAACGGCCCAGUUCACAUCCUCCUGGUGGGGAUAAGGCGAAGGUCAAUACCGCUGCCCGUCCAGCUGUUCUACCAGCAGCCUCAACAACAACAGGUGCCAGGUGCAACACCCGCUCCUGCAGUCCGAACUGAAGCCCCUGCAGACUCCCAGGCUCCAUCUCCAGGUAUACCACCUGGGAAUCCACCACAGUUAGGCAGGCCGCCAGGCCUCAACGUGGGCGGCACAACUCCAUCCGGGGCCGUCACUGUGAAGGAGAACCCCGUCGCAACCCACCCGUCAGGUUCCCAUCAUCCGGGAACCCCGCACGUGCCUCUGCAUUUACCACCAAAUACUCAGGCAUUAGUGCAGCAGCAGCAAGUCCGUUCCGGUCCAGUGGUCCAGAUUCCAACGUCUGCACCGGCCUCUCAGAACCACAGCCCCCAAAACACAGCUGUCCCACCUCCGGUUCAACAGCACUCGCCCAUGCUCCCCACCGGUACACCAGUCACCCUUUUUCAGCAGGUACCCCAGGGCCACAUACUCACUGCCAGGGUCCAAAGCAUUUGCCCCGCCAUCUCCCAGCACCCGCCCCUCACUCAAAGUCCACCUCUGUCCGCACCACAGGGGGCCUGUUCCCAAGUAGACCCUCAGUGUAGUGUGACUGCAUCUGUGCCCACUUCUUCCAUUCAGGUGGCAUCAAGUAAUCCGGGGGUGCUGACUUCCACCGCGUCGCGUGUCACAUUUCAGAAUAUUGCCCCCAAACCAGCGCCAAACCAACCCACUGUCCCAGCAGCUACGAUAGCCAACCAGCAGCCUCAGACACAGGCACAGAGUGUGGUAAUAGUCAGUCCCCAACAAAACCAAGCCUACACCCCUGCCAUACACCAAAUCGUUCUUGCCAACCCUUCUGCCAUUCCUGGUGCACAGUCAAUACAAAUAGCAGGGCAGCCCGGCGCUUCUCCCAGCCCGUGCCCGCCCGCUGCGUCCCACCCCACUCCCCAAGUCCAGCCCAAUCAAACUGUCAGCCAAGCACUGUCCAUUAAACGACAUCAACAAAUGAUUCCGCAAGCUCCUCCCUCUCAGCCUACCUCCUCCGAGUCCAGCUUGAUCAAACAGCUUCUGCUUCCAAAGCGGGGGCCUUCCACGCCGGGUGGAAAGCUCAUCCUUCCUGCGCCGCAGGUGCCGCCUCCCAACAGCACGAGUUCGCAGGUCAUCUACCAGACGGCCUACACCCCCCAGCCCUCCCCUGCGCAAACUCAGCAGCUCAACGUUCAACUGGUUCCAAGUCAGGUCCAGCUCUUGCCAGGCCAACUCAUCACGACGAGUACCCCAGCCGCAAUCAUCCAGGCCCCCAUCGCGACUGGACAAGUCACAUUUACUGUUGUCCCGAACACUGGCUUUACCACCUCCACUGCAGCUGUCGCCGCAGUCAGCCACGGUGCGGUUGCCCCGAGUGUCCUGUCGCCCCCUUUCCCGACUGGAACCUUGCCCCAACAAGCUCCCGCAGUUCCGCCGCCUCUCCCGCAGCCUCCGCUCAGAGGCGACAAGAUCAUUUGUCAGAAGGAGGAGGAGGCAAAGGACGCCGCCGGGUUGCACAUCCAUGAACGAAAAAUCGAGGUGAUGGAGAACUCCUCAAUGGCAGAUGGUGACUCCUCUAAUGGCAAAACCAGUAACGGUGACGUUGGAGUAGGUGCCAAGCUGCUAAAUGGGCAGAAGUGCAUGGAGUCCAAUCUACCUCCAUACCACUCAGGGAAUAGCCAGGGGACACUAAAUGGUCCGGCUGUGGAGAGUCCCGCUAACGGGAAGCAGGCCCUGUCCCCAGGCCUCGACGCCACCUCGGAGGGGAACCCCGAUUCUAAAAAGACACUCGUCAAUGGGGUUUGCGACGUCGACCGGGGCAACAGUGGCGUCAUCUGCAAAAACAUUCCAAAUCACAUUGCUUCCAAACAGUUCUUGGGGAACGGAGAGGUAGGUCCCAAUGAUAGGAGUCACAGCUCCAAUCCCCCUCCUGCCCUCCAGCAGGACACUGUCAAAGCGCAGCAGGCAGAGCGCCUGGCGAAUGGACCUCAGGCAGUCGGCACCAGGCCGCCUUUGGAGUUAACAAAUGGACCUUUGGGGCCCGGCCACACCGUACCUGUGCUAAGGCAGCAGCUUCUCCCCAAUUCCACCCUUCCCCUCACAAUCCCCGUCACGUCCCAGAGCGCUGCCACCUCCCCUGCAAACGGCGUUGCCUCGGAAGCGCGGGGCGUCAAGAGGCCGGCUGAGAGCGAAGAUCGCACUGCGGCAGCUGCGUCCUCGGGGAUCCCCAGCAAGGUGGGAGUGCGGAUAAUCACCAUCAGCGACCCCAACAACGCGGGCAGCAGUUCCACGAUGGUGGCGGUGCCCGCAGGAGCAGACCCAAGCACAGUAGCCAAAGUAGCAAUAGAGAACGCCAGUCAGCAGCGGAACUGCUCGUCCACACAGCCUGCUGGCUCAACGCCUACUGUCACCCCAUCCCCGCCCCCCGCAACCCAGGCUGCACCAGCAGACUGCCCCCAACUUAUAUCAACGCAACAAGCCCCCACAGUACCGCCUGAGCAAAAUAGGAAAGCAGGGCAAAACUUCAAAUGUCUUUGGCAAUCCUGUAAACGGUGGUUCGAGACUCCAUCCCAAGUAUUUUACCACGCUGCAACGCAACACGGUGGAAAGGAUGUGUAUGGAGGCCAGUGUCAGUGGGAGGGAUGUGAUCCUUUUCCGCGACAAAGACUAUCCUUCAUCACGCAUCUACAGGAUAAGCACUGUUCUCGGGAGGCAUUGCUGGCUGGGCUCAAACUGGAGGAGCAGCAGGCACAAAGCCCCAACUCGACCUCUUCCCAAACGCCGCCGGUGACGGGCAGCACUCCAGCAGCGCGACCACCGAAAGCAAUCGUCAAUCAUCCGAGCGCAGCUCUCAUGGCCCUCCGCAGAGGCUCUCGAAACCUGGUCUUUCGGGACUUCACGGAUGAGAAGGAGGGACCAGUGACCAAACACAUAAGACUAACUGCUGCCUUAACGUUAAAGAACAUCGCCAAGCACUCGGACUGUGGUCGCACGCUGGUAAAGAAGCACGAGCCGCACCUCUCCGUGCUGGCGCUAAGUAACAUGGAGGUCUCCACCACGCUCGCCAAAUGCCUUUACGAACUGACUCGCUCGCUCCAGGCCUGAUGCCAAAAGGACAGACGACCUCUGGAAACCCCUCAGUCACCCCCACACGUUCACCGAGGGGAGAGUAGAGAGCCGCCGUUGAGCUGUAAGCGGCUCUGUAAGGCAGGAUCCGGCCUGAAGACCCUCCUUCCGCCACGCCUGCCGCCACCCCCCAACCCCGACCCUCCCCCUCCAAACUGAUCCUCAGCUCCUUUAACCUGUGUUUGAAACGCCACCACGUACCCUCGACCACACACUCAAAAAAAAAAAAAAAAAAAAAAAUCGCCACGGGGUCUUCCACCAGCUGCCCGUCAGAGGGAGCUCUUUCUAACCGCUUCCCUGAGGGACUCCGCCUACGAAACCCUGAGAAAAUGAGCACCAAACAUGAGCACAUUUCAUCAAUGUUUUUCCUUUCGUCCCGCGAGGUGACGAGUGAGUUCUGACUGAAGGGAGAUCUCCGGGUUUUGAGGGUUUUCCCGUGUGAGAGGGCCGAGCUUCGGAAGACCGUCCCCACUGGGUCGGGAUGGAGGUGGACUCUGCUGGCAAUUGGCGCAGAUGUUUUUUUUUUUUUUUUUUUUUUUUUUUUCCAAACUUGGUAGCUUGGUUUUCUUACUUGAGUCGAUAUAUUUUCACUUAUUUAUUAUUGAAAUGAAUACCAUUACGAUUAAUUAAAUGAAUCUUGUAAAUACGUUGUGAAUAUAUAUACAGAAGAUCCUCUUUGAUGCAGCCACUGGAGAACUUGCUCUGUGGUGUAAUAGAAGUGUUACUUUGGUAGGAUUGAAUAAGUAGUUUUUUUUUUGUUUUGUUUUUGUUUGUUUGCUUUUUUUAUGAUCCCUGGUCACUUGUAUCUAAUGUGAUUCUAUACUCAGCAGUGGAUGAAUGUACUUUAAACCCUGUAAAUACUUCUGCAAAGGUACUGAUGCUGUAAAGCCUAGGGAGAGGAUAAAAAAAAAACAGUUUUUUUUGUGGAACUGUGACAUUUUGUAUUAUAAUACCUUGUAGAACUCAUUUUGCUGGCUGAAAGAGUAUGGAAUAAUAUAUCGUCAUUUUCUAGAAGAAAAAAAUAUUGAAGGUAUCCCCCCCCCCCCCUGCCCCUUUCUUUCCCCAACAUCUUCCCCUCAGUGCGCACACACACGAAAAUAAGUGACAUAUAUCUAUCCACUGUAAGCGUUUUGUCAUUGUACGGGCACUGCGCAUACCAAAAUUUUUUUGUAUUUGUAAAUUGGUUUAAAUACAUGGAGUUUUUAUACAGGGUUUCUCCUGUGUUCUUUGCUUUAUGUGCAGGUAUAAUAUUUUCUUCACUACUUUUUUCUAUCUUAAUAUAGUGUGGAGUUUUAUUGUACUUUUUUUUUUUUUUUUUCAUUCUUAAUACCAUGCCACAUUCCGGCUCACGUCCUCAAGACUGUCUUCUCUACCGUGUGUUGUGUACCAUUUAUAAUUGCCUGUCCUAUUAGCAUCUGACCGGGAGGUGGUGGGGGGGUCGACCCAACCAUCCUCAUUUCUGCCGUGUCAGUAGGAUGUGUGACUAAACAUAGACCUAACAGUCUGUUAGAGAUUGGCUUUAUUUACUUUGGUGACUGUUUAUAGUUUUUAAAUAAAAACACUGAACAUUUUG